GGGUGCGUGUGGGGGCGCGCGCUCGCCAGUCCCGGGUGCAGCUGGGCAUUAGUGGACAUGGCGGCGGCGGCGACUCCUGGGGGCGGCGAGGUGGCUUUAAAGCCCCGCACGUCCCCCAAGUCGGUCAAGUUCUUGUUCGGGGGCCUGGCUGGGAUGGGGGCCACCGUUUUUGUGCAGCCUCUAGACCUGGUGAAGAACCGAAUGCAGCUGAGUGGGGAAGGGGCCAAGACCCGGGAAUACAAGACCAGCUUCCAUGCCCUCACCAGCAUCUUGAGGAACGAAGGGCUUCGAGGCAUCUACACGGGGCUGUCUGCCGGGCUCCUCCGCCAGGCGACCUACACGACUACUCGCCUUGGCAUUUACACCGUUCUCUUUGAGCGCCUGACUGGGGCAGAUGGGACACCCCCUGGCUUCUUGCUGAAGGCUGUGAUUGGCAUGACAGCAGGCGCCACAGGAGCCUUUGUGGGAACACCUGCUGAAGUUGCCCUGAUUCGUAUGACCGCGGAUGGUCGAUUGCCACUGGAUCAGCGUAGAGGCUACAAAAAUGUUUUUGAUGCACUCUUGAGGAUUGUCCGGGAAGAGGGUGUCCUUACCCUUUGGAGGGGUUGUAUCCCUACCAUGGCUAGAGCCGUCGUUGUCAAUGCUGCCCAGCUUGCUUCUUAUUCACAGUCUAAACAGUUCCUCUUGGAUUCAGGGCACUUCUCUGACAACAUCUUCUGUCAUUUCUGCGCCAGUAUGAUCAGUGGUCUAGUCACCACAGCAGCCUCUAUGCCUGUGGACAUUGUUAAAACCAGGAUCCAGAAUAUGCGAAUGAUUGAUGGGAAGCCCGAGUACAAGAAUGGACUGGACGUGCUGGUAAAGGUCAUUCGAUACGAAGGAUUCUUCAGCCUCUGGAAGGGAUUCACCCCUUACUAUGCCCGGCUUGGCCCCCAUACUGUCCUCACCUUUAUCUUCCUGGAGCAGAUGAACAAAGCCUACAAGAAGCUCUUUCUCAGUGGUUGAGGAGCCCCAAGGGUGCCUGAGGACCAGGAGGACAUGGCUCUCAGGAAUGGGGAUCUGAGGGGUCCCUACCAGCCCACAUCUCCAUGAGUGUCAAUCCUCCUAGCCCUUACCAUAUGUUCACCUUCCAAAGGGGAUGUCUGGAUUCUGCCCCCUUCAGCCUACCAUUCUAUUUAUUUCCCCCAACUCCUUCACUCUUCUUCCCCCUUCCCCACCAAUGUGGUUGCUCCUGAUAUAAAGGACUUUGGCCCCUGCUCCAGCUUGGACUCUACUUCCCUUUUCCUGUGGCCUCUAGGUUCCCCCCAAAGAGCCUGGCACUUGUCUUCAUUAACUCUUGGGACCUCCACCCCAGAAACAUCCUGUGGAGGAGGGAAGAGGGCAAGGAGGUCCCAGCAGAAGCAACAGCUUGGAUAGUUUUAAGUUCCACAGUACAGUUGACUGAGAGUAUUUCUGCUUGCUUCCCAAGCAGGGAAACUAAGUUAGUAGGAGAGAAAAGAGGAAGGAAACAGUGAAGAGUGCCUAUGUAGCCAAGGAGGCCUCAUGGUAAAGAAGAAUACUUCUCUUAGUCCCCAUCCCCAGCAAAGGGCCUAGUAAGAAACAGGGUUGAAAUUCAGUAUCUGCUCAACUUCCACACUGAUUAGGAGCAGGGCCCCUCCACACUGCAUAUGUUCUCCCAUUUCUCGUUACAAGUGACAGUUAUAAGGAAGGAAGAGGUAGGAAAAGAGAGGUAUUUGCCACUAUAACGUGCUUAGGUACUCUAACCUCCCUCAGCCUGAGGAUAGGGGCUGCUUUGAUUGAGUUCCUGGGGAACAGGUUGUCUAUGCCUUUUUUUUUUUAAUCUUAAAAAUGAUGGGAAAAAUAUAUGAUGAUUUUAUGAAAAUAUAUUUAACUAUGGUAA
Trichosurus vulpecula (common brushtail) is the source of this 1897-nucleotide messenger RNA. RefSeq names its product solute carrier family 25 member 11 (gene SLC25A11). The transcript is spliced from 8 exons. NCBI's taxonomy places the organism in Eukaryota, Metazoa, Chordata, Mammalia, Diprotodontia, Phalangeridae. Gene Ontology annotation, cellular component: mitochondrial membrane. Gene Ontology annotation, biological process: mitochondrial transport; oxaloacetate transport; thiosulfate transport. The record is from RefSeq and is a predicted model, not a curated record. Gene Ontology annotation, molecular function: oxaloacetate transmembrane transporter activity; sulfate transmembrane transporter activity; malate transmembrane transporter activity. The coding region runs from base 58 to 1002 and encodes 314 amino acids.